Messenger RNA from Amaranthus tricolor (Joseph's coat), 794 nucleotides. RefSeq lists its product as uncharacterized. The transcript has 2 exons. The coding region runs from base 127 to 648 and encodes 173 amino acids. The record is from RefSeq and is a predicted model, not a curated record. NCBI's taxonomy places the organism in Eukaryota, Viridiplantae, Streptophyta, Magnoliopsida, Caryophyllales, Amaranthaceae.
AGACAGAGAAGAAUAUAUGAAUCUUCAUGAAUACUACUAAUCACUUCCCAUCUAUAAUUAUUCUUGAUAAUAUAUAUAAGAAAGUGUAUUUAUUUAAUUAUCACAACAAAGAAAAAUUGUAAGAAAAUGGAGAAAGCAAUUACCAAAGUUGGGAGUAUUUUGAUAUCUAAGAAGGCCAAGCAAGAACUAUCCACCAUUACUGAUGAGCUUUCUUCAAUUUCAAGCACAAUAGAAGGCAAAGCAAAGUGGGUAUACAACAAGUUAAAGGGCAAGACACAAAAACCUUUACCGGAUCUUCUCCGAGACUUCAAUCUUCCGGCCGGCCUCUUCCCACAAAACAUUACAUGCUACGAAUUCGACGAGCCGAGAUCAAAGUUGAUUGUUUAUAUGUCAUCUCCAUGUGAAGUAUGUUUUAAGGACUCGAGCAUUGUAAGGUAUGCUAAUCGUGUUAAGGCCACAUUAUCCAAAGGAAAGCUUGCACAUAUUGAAGGUAUGAAAACCAAAGUGUUGGUGUGGGUUAAAGUCACAAGCAUCAAUGUUGAAAGCUAUACGUCUGAUAAGGUUUGGUUCAUAGCUGGUGUUAAGAAAUGUAGACCUAAACAUGCUUAUCAAAUUCUUCGUGAUGCUGUUAAAGUUGACGAAUUUUGAUUUAAUUUCAUCAUAUCAUCGUAUUCAGUUUAUUUCCUCAUAGGAAAAUUUUUAAUUUAAUUUGUUGUAAUUUUUUGUGAAUUAAUUAUUUUUAAUGUUACAUGUUUUAUUUUUUAAUGUUAGAGAGUUAUUGUACAAAAUAUGAA